GACACAGAGAGAGAGAGAGAGAGAGAGGGGCGACUAGACAGAUAGGGAGGAGAGAGAGCGAGUGGAUAAGAGAGAAAGAUAGAGCGAGUGAGUAAGAGAGAGAGAGAGAUAGGGAGAGAGAGAGAGAGAGAGAGAGAGAGAGAGAGAGAGAGAGAGAUGCUGAUGACGGCGGCGGCGGCGGCGCUGUGGGAGCAGUGGGUGUCUUUAAGAGCCUCUUUUUCCCGCUCGGUGAGCAUUCUGCCCCCUUGACGCCUCGCCGGUGGUAGAGGAGCACGAGAGGAGCUGUCGGGAGCCGCACGCGCUCGGAAAUACGCGUAUUUUCUCCAGCACAGACUUUAGGAUAUAAUUGCCGCCCUCGGAAGCUCUUACCGCCUCGCCGCCUCACCGAGACACCAUGGAGUUGCCAAAGUCUUGGUCCUGCGCCGCCAGCCUGACUCUGCUGGCCGUGCUCGGCUCAGCCGCCGCGGCUGCUCACUAUAGCUGCGAUGGAUCGCUAACGUCGGGACUGCCUGCAGCGUCCUUCCAGAGCUCCUCGCAUUUCUCAGAGAGUCGGGCCGCGUACUUCGCCAGGCUGAACAGAAGAGACGGAGGAGGCGGCUGGAGCCCCCAGUUGACAGACAGGGCCCCCUGGCUGCAGCUGGACCUCAGGGAGCGUAAGGAGGUGACGGCGGUGGCCACCCAGGGCCGCUACGGAAGCCACGACUGGGUCAGCGCGUACAUGCUCCUGUACAGCGACACGGGCCGGGUCUGGAAGCAGUACAGGCACGAGGACAGCGUGGGGAAGUUGGUGGGGAAUUUGAAUCCAGAUUCAGUGGUCCAUCAAAAACUCAGCCAGUCCAUCAGGACCCGCUUCCUGCGCUUCGUUCCGCUCGAGUGGAAUCCCAGCGGCAGGGUGGGCAUGAGGAUCGAGGCCUAUGGCUGUGUAUACAAAUCGUACGUGGCGGACUUCGACGGCCGAAGCUCUCUGCUUUACCGGUUCAAUCAGAAGUCGAUGAGCACAGUGAAGGACGUGAUAUCUCUGCGCUUUAAGAGUCGGCAGGCAGAGGGUGUACUGCUACAUGGAGAGGGUCAGCGAGGAGAUUACAUAACUCUGGAGCUUCACCGCGGACGACUAGCUCUGCACCUCAACCUCGAUGACACCAGGGUCAGGUCCAGCAGCGGGCGUAUGGUGGUCACACUGGGCAGCCUCCUGGAUGACCAGCACUGGCAUUCGGUGCUCAUUGAGCGCUUUAACAAGCAGGUCAACUUCACCUUGGACAGACACACGCAGCACUUCAGGGCCAAGGGGGACGGAGAUUCUUUGGAGGUGGAUUAUGAGCUCAGCUUUGGUGGGAUCCCUCUCCCUGGAAAGCCCGGGACGUUCCUGAGACGGAACUUUCACGGCUGCGUGGAGAACCUGUACUAUAACGGAGUAAACAUCAUCGAUCUCGCUAAGCGACGCAAGCCUCAGAUCUACAGCGUGGGCAAUGUGACCUUUUCCUGCUCGGAGCCGCAGCUGGUGGCCGCUACCUUCCUGAGCUCCAGCAGCAGUUUCCUGUCUCUGCCGGCCCCGGCGCCCACUCUGGAGGGGCUGACGGUCCGCCUGCAGUUCCGCACUUGGAACCCGGACGGCCUGCUGCUGUCCAGCCGCCUGGAGUCGGACCAGGAGCCCUGCUACCUGCUCCUGCAGAUCAGCAGCGGACGCCUACGCCUCACCCACCACACGUCCGACUUCAAGACCUCAGAAGUGUCCACUGGUCAAAGGGUAAAUGAUGGUCUGUGGCACUUGGUGAGUCUCAGUACUCGGGAUCUGCAGAUGACCAUGACUUUGGACAACGAGCCAGCAUCCUCCAUCCAGCUGGAGGACAACCUGGAACCAAGAGACAGCUACUACUUUGGAGGCUGUCCUCUGUCUCAGAACGGCUCCGGCUGCAUGAACCCCUCCAUGGCCUUCCAGGGAUGUAUGCGCCUCAUCCUAAUCAACAACCAGCCCACAGAUCUGAUGCAGGUCCAGCAGGGGAUGCUGGGAAGCUGGAAUCAGCUACAGUUUGACAUCUGUGGCAUUCAGGACAGGUGUCUUCCCAAUUUCUGUGAGAACGGCGGCCGCUGCACUCAGACGUGGUCUUCUUUCCAAUGCGACUGUGCUGGAACCGGAUACAGCGGAGCUACGUGCCAUAACUCCGUGUACGAAUCCUCGUGCGAGGCCUACAGGCUGGCAGGCAGCUCCUCCGGUGACUUCUCCAUUGAUCCGGAUGGGAGUGGCCCUCUAGGUCCAAUCCAGGUCUACUGCAACAUGACAGAGGGGAAAGUAUGGACCGUGCUUCAUCACAACAGCACAGGUUCAGUACGAGUGCGAGAUUCUACACUGGAGAAACCCCACAGCACUCACUUCAACUACGGCUCGUCUCCAGCACAGCUCAGGGCGCUGGUUUCAGAGUCCGAGUACUGUCAGCAGAGAGUGACCUACCAGUGCAGGAGAUCACGACUCUUCAACACGUGGGAUGGCGUCCCCCUGUCCUGGUGGCUGGACCGUAGCGGGGAGAGGAGGACGUACUGGGGGGGCUUCCUGCCCGGUGUGCAGCAGUGUGCCUGCAGUCUGGAGGAAAACUGCAUUGACAUGAACUACUUCUGCAACUGCGAUGCUGACAGAGACUCAUGGGAGAAUGAUACUGGGCUCCUGUCUUAUAAAGACGAUCUGCCGGUGAGCGGGAUAUCUAUAGGAGACACCAAUCGUCUGAAUUCUGAGGCUGUUUACAGUGUGGGACCGCUGGAAUGCUCUGGAGACAAGUCGCUGUGGAAUUCGGCGUCUUUUUACGAGGAGGCGUCGUACCUUCACUUUCCUGCCUUCCAGAUCGAGUUCUCCUUUGACAUCUCCUUCUACUUCAAGACUGGCUCUCCCUCUGGGGUCUUCCUGGAAAAUCUGGGGCUUCAAGACUUUAUCAGAGUAGAGCUGAGCUCUCCGUCCACCGUGACCUUCUCCUUUAACGCUGGCGAUGGUCCGGUGGUCCUGGCUGUCAAGUCCCCCGUGCCCCUGAACGACAGGCAGUGGCACUGGGUUCGAGCCGAGCGGAAUGUGAAGGAGGCGUCGCUGCAGGUGGACCAGCUGCCCCUGCGCUUCCUGGAGGCUCCGCCCAACGGACACCUCCGCCUGCAGCUCAACAGCCAGCUGUUCGUAGGAGGAACAGCUUCCAGACAGAGGGGCUUCCUCGGCUGUAUCCGAGCGCUGGAUGUGAACGGUGUGAACUUUGAUCUGGAUGAGCGGGCGAAGAUGACCCCCGGCGUGAGCUCGGGCUGCCCGGGUCACUGCAGCAGCUCGGCCGGCCUCUGCCACAACCGGGGCAAAUGCAUCGAGAAGAGCAGCGGCUACAUCUGCGACUGCACACACUCCGCCUAUGGGGGGCCGUCCUGCAAGGAGGAGGUGUCUGUGUCCUUCGAGAAGGGUUCAUCUGUGACCUACACCUUCCAAGAACCGUUCUCCGUCAUGCAGAACAGAACAGCUCAGGUUUCUUCUUCAUCCUCCACCUACAGCAAGUCCAGGGACAACAUGGCCCUCAGUUUCCUCACGACGCAGAGUCCGGCCAUGCUGCUCACCGUCAACACCUUCACCCAGCAGUACGUGGCCAUCACCCUGGCUCGCAACGGGAGUCUGCAGAUUUGGUAUCGGCUGAAUAAGGAGAGAAGGCCCAGUGUUUUUAGCCCCGUUCUCACCAACCUGGCAGAUGGAAUACUUCACAGACUCCGGCUCCACAGAGAGGGGAAAGAUGUGUAUGUGCAGGUUGAUCAAGACCAUAAAAGAUACAGCCUUUCCUAUGAUGCAGAGUUCAACUCGAUGAGGUCACUAACCCUCGGAAAAGUUGCAGGAAAUGAGGCGCUAGAUGAAGAAGUUGCACAGGCAGGAUCCAGAGGUUUUGUUGGCUGCUUUUCGUCUGUGCAGUAUAAUCAUAUAGCUCCACUGAAAGCAGCACUGCUGAACCGCGGCAGCUCUCUGGUGAACAUACGUGGACAUUUACUGGAGUCUAACUGUGGAGCACUGGCUGAUUUGUCCACCUCCAGAUCACGCUUAGACCACGGGGAAGAGGCUGGUAAAGAUAACAAGCAUCGAGAUGAUGACACCCAAAGAGAUUCGGCAGUAAUCGGAGGUGUGGUGACGGCAGUGAUCUUCAUAACGCUGUGUGUGGUGGCAGUGAUGGCCCACUUCCUGUAUCAGCACCGGCAGGUCCGGAGAACCGCCAGCAUCCAGGAGAAGGAGCACAGACACAGCCUUGAAGCCGCCUACAGGGCAGAGCUCCACCUGAACAACUCCAUGAGGGACAAUAUGAAGGAGUACUACAUCUGACGGACAUGCCGAGCUGUGCCGCCUGUAGCUGUCGGUUUUUCCUACUUACGUUUAGUCCUUUCGCACUCGCAGCGCGGUGCGGACCUCGUCUAGCAGGGGAUGUGUGGAGGAGAUCCUUCACCGCUGGAGCCUGGAGAACAUAGGGAUCUGCGGAUCUAGGUAGGUAGUAGCUAGUAGAUGCCCACCCUGUUGGCCCGGCGCGGGGGGUCGGGGUUGUGAUGUAUGGUGACGGUGUUACGGGGAAAGUCCCUGCUAUUUUUUUGGACAGUAUCCCUCUGAGAGAAGAACAGAGAAUCACCACCCUGUUCCUCAGAGGCUUUAAGGGUUCAUGAUGAUAUGAUCCACAAAAAGAAAAAAAAAAUAUUCAUCCCCCAUCCUUCUCUCUACUGGACUGGACACACUGGAGUAACAUCCCCUGUAAAAUCCUGAAUUUUGUGUUUUAUUUAUUCAUAUAUUUAUUUUUUUAAGGCAUCAUAGAAAUUAAUAUCGGAAUGUGAAUGUUAGCACAUAUUGUACACGUAAAGAAAGUGAAUUAUGCAUUGAAAUAUAUAAAAAAAAAAACAUUUCUCCACACUUCUCCCUAAGUUUCAUCACAUGCCCAUCAGUAUAGGACAUGCUCCUUUAAAAAUCUAAAAUAUAUCAGGAAUCAUUCCCAAGCUUUGCUGAAACAUUAAGAGUGGUGAUGUCAAAAAUCAAAAAUGAUGUCUUCACAAAAGCUUCAAGGUUCUAGAAGCUAUCAUGCGAAAUGUCACGUCAUGUCUUUCUAAUCAACAAACCCUGACUUCACACUUUCUCUGUGUGCUCUUCGGAAACUUCGCUGCUCGUUAAAAUUCAGGUCGGCAUGCUUGAAGAACACAAUGUGCGCCAGAUCCAAGCCGUUUUUUUUUUUCCCUUAAGAAUGCAUUAUGCUGAAAUUUGGGUCACGAAACAAGGUUACGUCUGAAGCUUAACAACUCUGCACAUUAAAAUUGUGAUAUGCACUGAUCAGCCAUAACAUUAACACCACCUCCUUGUUUCUACUUGUCAUACUGAUCAUAUAGGAUAAUUACAGGCUGUAGUUCUGUAACUUUUCUGUUUCUUUGAAGACUUUAUUAUUAUCCUCCUUUACUAUUCACCCUGUUCUUCAAUGAUCAGGACCCCACAGAAGAGAAAACCACCACAGAGCAGAUUUUAUUAUUUGGGUUGUGUGUCAUUAUUCUCAGCACUGCAGUGAUUAGCGCUGAUUAGCAUGGUGUUGGUAUAUGAGGUGUAUGUUAGUGUGUGUUGUGCUGAUGGUAUGAGUGAAUCAAACACAGCAGUGCUGCUGGAGUUUUUAAACAUCUCAGUGUCACUGCUGGAAUGAGAGUAAUCCACCAAUCAGAAAUAUCAUGACAGUGUAGGAUUUGUCCGGUGGGCACUGAUGAAGGACUAGAGGACGACUAACACAAACUGUGCAGCAACAGAGCUUUCAGAGCUUCUGAGGUGGAGGAGCUGUAGGUAGGAGGAGUGGAGGACAGUGCACUCCUGUGUCUGAUUCACUUGUAAAACCAGCACAACACACACUAACACCUCAUACACCACCACCAUGCUAAUCAGUGUCAAUGUUAUGCUUGUUUGGUAAUAAUAUUUUGUUAUUUUAGAUUGAAAAUUAGCAGCUAUAUGUUUUGUUUAUAACAUGUAUGAACACUAUAGGCUAUGCUACUCAAUGACUUACCUAAAUUUGCCGAAGUCUAUUGUUUUUGAGUAGUUCUUUAGGUCAUAUUCUGAAUUUGAAUACUGUACAUCAUUGAACUCCUGAAGUUUACCAGGUUUAAAUGACCCGAUAUAUCUGUGACAAGCACCACAAAAUAAAAUGACUCCUUAAGCGCCUCCAUACUUGAGAAAAAAAAACAUGCAAAAUGUAUUUGAUGGAAUAUUAAUCCAUAUUUUGAUUUGUGCUGGAUGAUUAUAACCUGAGCUUGUUGGUCUUGUGGGGUCCUGAUAAUGGAAGAAAAGGGUGAAAGGAGGAUAAUAAUAAAGUACGUAGAGAAUAUAUCCUGUAUGAUCAGUAGAGUUAAUGUUAUGGCUGAUCUGUGUAUUUGAAUCAUUGCUUUCUGGGCUGAUGCUUUCUGACCCUAGAAUCACUGUGGGAAUGCACAUACACAUACACAUGAUGCAUUCACAUAUUCACACUUAAUUCUCAAAAAAAAAAAAAUAACGUGAACAAUUCACAGAAUUAUCAGAUCAUCUAUUCUUUAUUAAUGAGAGAAUCUUCAUGUGUCAUAUCUUGUCAUGUUAGGCUAUUCCGCUGACUGACUGUCUGUUUUCUGUUUUGGAAUUGAAGUGUCCUUUAAUAUGUUUCUCCCUCUGACUAUUUUAUACCUCUAUUGAUACUGGUUAUUUUAAGGGGUGUUUUGUAUAAUUGUACAGCUAUAUUGUAAAUACAUGUUUAAUAAAAACUCAAAUUUUUGCAGCAUUG
Astyanax mexicanus (Mexican tetra) is the source of this 6752-nucleotide messenger RNA. RefSeq names its product contactin associated protein family member 5a (gene cntnap5a). The record is from RefSeq and is a predicted model, not a curated record. Bases 395 to 4315 code for a protein of 1306 amino acids. The transcript has 24 exons. Lineage: Eukaryota; Metazoa; Chordata; Actinopteri; Characiformes; Acestrorhamphidae.